UCAGGCACUGCGUGGGAGGGGGCUCCAGAGGCCCUGGGCAGAGGGCCCUGGGCUGUCCCUAGGCAAGACCCUGGGUCCCCUGACUCCCCGGGAUGAGGACCCCAUCUUGGCAGCUGGCUUGCCCAGUGUGAGACCAGGAAGCAGCAGGGCCUCCCCGGGGGCCCUGUGCUGGCUUAGCAGGACCUCUGCAGCCAGAGCAGCUCCGGAGCCACGGCCACCACCCUAGCCGGGCCGCCACCUGCACGGGCAGGCGCCGCCGCCAGACCCUACCUGCAGCACCCACCCCUCUGCAGCCGCCAUGUCCCCGACGGAAGCCCCAAAGGUCCGCGUGACCCUCUUCUGCAUCCUGGUGGGCAUCGUGCUGGCCAUGACGGCCGUGGUGAGCGACCACUGGGCCGUGCUGAGCCCCCACAUGGAGAACCACAACACCACCUGCGAGGCCGCCCACUUCGGCCUGUGGCGGAUUUGCACCAAGCGCAUCGCCCUGGGCGAGGACAGGAGCUGCGGACCCAUCACCCUGCCUGGGGAGAAGAACUGCUCCUACUUCCGGCAUUUUAACCCAGGCGAGAGCUCGGAGAUCUUCGAAUUCACCACGCAGAAGGAGUACAGCAUCUCGGCGGCCGCCAUCAGCGUCUUCAGCCUGGGCUUCCUCAUCAUGGGCACCAUCUGCGCGCUCAUGGCCUUCAGGAAGAAGCGGGAUUACCUGCUGCGGCCGGCGUCCAUGUUCUACGUCUUUGCAGGCCUCUGCCUCUUCGUGUCACUGGAGGUAAUGCGGCAGUCGGUGAAACGCAUGAUCGACAGCGAGGACACCGUCUGGAUCGAGUACUAUUACUCCUGGUCCUUUGCCUGCGCCUGCGCCGCCUUCGUCCUCCUCUUCCUCGGGGGUAUCUCCCUGCUGCUCUUCUCCCUGCCUCGAAUGCCCCAGAACCCCUGGGAGUCCUGCAUGGACGCCGAACCCGAGCAUUAGCCCUCCUGGGGCGCCCAGGGAGCCUCGGCCCAGAACCUUCCAGAAGGGAGGCAGGAAUUGCAAACCUGCCCUGUUCCCAUCUGCCUCACCCCGCGACUGCUUCCCUUCCGUGGCUCUGACGGAGCUCCUCUGCUCACAGGGCAAAUGGACGCGAGCCCAGCCCUGUCCUGGUUGGACGAGGUGGGCAGGUGGUUGGAGGGGCCCGGCCUUCCACUGAGGCUCAAAGCCGUCCCUGCUGUGCCGGUUCUCCUUGGGAAGCUGGGCCCUGGUAAACCUGGUAAACCUCCCAGGAGCACCCCGUGCGCGCAUGCCGGUGCUGGGUGCCCCCUGUGUGAAAAGCCGGCCCCUCUGUCUUCCCAGCCACCAGAACCUUCGUUGCCUCCCGGAGCUCUGGGAAUCAGCAUUUUCCACCAGGGAGUAUCUGACUGUGGUUUGAAAUAAAAGCGCUCAGAACACUC
This is a messenger RNA of Oryctolagus cuniculus (rabbit), 1425 nucleotides long. NCBI's taxonomy places the organism in Eukaryota, Metazoa, Chordata, Mammalia, Lagomorpha, Leporidae. The record is from RefSeq and is a predicted model, not a curated record.